CUUCCAUUUAGUUCAUCUCUCAUUUCUCUCCAAUGGAUUGUCGAUACACCACCAGUUCUAUCAUCCUUCUGAUGAUCUUGAGCUCUACCCAGAUAAGAUUUAUGGCUGAAGGCAGAGCACUACUCAAGAAGGAUGACACUUCCCAGACAGUGAAUGAAGAUAACAAGACAAGAUUGAGAGCUCAAAUUGGUUCAAGGCCUCCAAGAUGUGAAGGAAGGUGCAGCUCAUGUGGCCCUUGCGAGGCAAUUCAAGUUCCUAACAUUUAUCAAGCCAAACCAGGUAAGAAGAACUCUGCGGCAGUUUUAUCCACCAUUGCUUCUGCCAGAGGAAACGAGUAUUCAAGCAACUACAAACCCAUGAGCUGGAAAUGCAAAUGUGGCACUAUCAUCUUCAACCCCUGAUCAAGAUUCACGAUUUAUAUAUUGAUCAUCUUCAGUUCUUCACUAUGACCAUUUAAUUUUUGGUGGCUGUAGAGCACACCCCCUUUUUGGAUUAUUGUAAAUGGAUGAUACUAGCAGGUAAGAAUUAUCAAAUUUUGAUUCUUGAAUCCAUGCAA
Messenger RNA from Argentina anserina (silverweed cinquefoil), 556 nucleotides. RefSeq names its product EPIDERMAL PATTERNING FACTOR-like protein 2. Gene Ontology annotation, biological process: stomatal complex development; guard cell differentiation. The record is from RefSeq and is a predicted model, not a curated record. The coding region runs from base 33 to 401 and encodes 122 amino acids. NCBI's taxonomy places the organism in Eukaryota, Viridiplantae, Streptophyta, Magnoliopsida, Rosales, Rosaceae. The transcript has 2 exons.